Indicator indicator is the source of this 918-nucleotide messenger RNA. RefSeq names its product protein phosphatase 1 regulatory subunit 3D (gene PPP1R3D). The coding region runs from base 1 to 918 and encodes 305 amino acids. Gene Ontology annotation, cellular component: protein phosphatase type 1 complex. The record is from RefSeq and is a predicted model, not a curated record. The transcript has a single exon. Gene Ontology annotation, molecular function: glycogen binding; protein phosphatase 1 binding. Gene Ontology annotation, biological process: regulation of glycogen biosynthetic process. NCBI's taxonomy places the organism in Eukaryota, Metazoa, Chordata, Aves, Piciformes, Indicatoridae.
AUGGAGGUUCGUGGCCUUCGGAGGAAUCACAGCUACCUCUCUGACCUAUAUCAGAAUGUGCUAUCGGCUGAAGGGCAAGGACAGCGGCAGCAGCCGCCAGCAGUCCCUCCAAACAGCAGCAUUACUCUUCGGGGCAGUGCCCCGGUUAAGGGCGACGCCCAGCAGGAUAAGCAGAUAAGCAGCGGUUCCUCCAGCUGUGAUCCAGCGUUACGGCCCAUCAUACGCCGCCGAGCCCGAUCUUUGCCUACAUCUCCUGAAAGAAGGAAGCGAGCACAAGUUCAGUGUCAAGUUCGUGGAUGCCUGAGUCGUAUGAACCGGGUAAGAUUUGCCGAUGCUUUGGGCUUGGAGCUCACUGAAGUUAAAGUCUUCCAGAGUGGGGAGGAUCCAUCGAUCCCCUUGCAUGUCCUUUCCAGGCUCUCCAUAAACUCGGAUCUCUGGUACAGCAGCUUGUAUUUGGAGUUUACUAUGCAGUGCUUGGUCCCUGACUUCCAGCAGCCUGCAGACUGUGUGGAUUUCUCCUCCCGACUUCAAGAGCAGCAGGUGUGUCUUGAACGAGUGACCAGCUCAGAUCUGGGCAUUAGUGGCACCAUUCAUGUUCACAAUAUUGCUUUUGAGAAGAGGGUGUCUGUGCGAUACACCUUCAACCAGUGGAAAAGCCUCCGUGAACUUUGUGCUCAGUGGCACAGUAGCAUUCCUGAGAAAAACGGACAGAAUCAGGUUGAUGUUUUCACUUUCUUUCUCCCUGUGCCUCCUUUCCUCCUCCAGCUGUGCUCUGUGGUCCAGUUUGCAGCAAGGUACCAAGUCAAUGGCCAGGAGUACUGGGAUAACAACAGAGGCAAAAACUACAGUCUUACCUGCCAGACUCACCCCCUUAAGAUGCCUAGAGAAUGUGAGGAGAGCUGGAUCCACUUCAUCUGA